CUGGGGCCAGGGAGUGUUGGCAGUUAGAGAGGGAGGAGGUCGUGGUGGUGAUGGUUGGAGAGUUAGUGGUGGUUUGGUGGUUUGUAGUUUGAAGUUCAGAGAGGCAAGAGGAAGAUUUUGUUGUUAGUUGAGGGAAGGUGUUUUGGGAGGUAUAGGAGGGCUAGGGAGGGGCAGGGUUGUGGGGUGGACUUGUUGUUGGCUAGGAAAGGGGGACUUUAGGUAGAGUAGGUUAGUGCAAGGUGCGGGUGUGGUACCGAUCAGCAGAAUGCCUCUACUCAGCCGGUCAGUCCCUUCUUGUGUCUGUGGGCCUGGGAUGCUGUCAGCUGGGAGGGCUAGAGAGAAGGAAUGGGCCGGGGUCCAAGCCAGGGUCAGGGCUUUGGGGCUGAGGGGAAGCAGAGAGAGAGGUGACUCCCUGAUUCCUAGCUUGUCAGGGUUAGGGAGGGAGAGGAGACCAGAGCCAGAGAGUUGGAGAGGUGUCCCAUACCGGAGCCUCAGUCAUCCCCCUUUCUGUCUCCUACUCUCCCAAUUCUUCCUAUGCUCCAGGAAAGUUUUACCAGUGAGUAAGACUUCCAGGAAGGACAGCUGUCUGGAAUGGAUUAGGUCUAUUCAAAGAAGAAAAUCUUCCAUAUUCACCACCUGGGUUACUCCAGCACCAGUGGAGGAGGAAUUUGGCCAGGAAAUACUGAACAGAGACCUGUGCUUCCAGCUCAUUCUCAGUGAGCUCCAAGGAUUCCGGUUCCAAGGCAAUCUACUGAUCUUGGCCAGGAACCUGACAUCAGUCCAGUUGAGGGACCUUAUCCAGAGAGUACUGGCUGAUUUGAAGAGCUCCAGCUUGGCCAGGGUGAAAAAUGCGGUCCGGCUUCUGGCCAUCCUACUGCAGGUGCCCAGAGCCAUAGGCGAUCAGGCGGCUGACUUUGGGAGGAGUGUGUAUGAACAACUUACAUCCUCCAGCACCUUGGCUGGGAAGGCCCUCCUCCAGGAAGCCCUGGUCCUGCUCGCCUGUCACCACACUCGGGAUACAGUGCAGGUCUUCCUCGGCUAUUCACUACCCCUGGAUGGGCAGGUCCUUGGCAUAUGGAAAGCCAUGGGGGCGGAUCCUUCCAUCGCCUACCGCGUGCUACAGGAGCUGCUCUGUAGGAUGUUGGAGCGACCAGUGCCGAGGGAUGGAGGCUCCACCAAUUGGGACAGGCACAACCCAGGAUCCAUUGCGGCUGUGAACACACUGUAUGAGCUGCUCUUCUCGUGGGAGUAUUCGAGGGCCAUGGUCAAACUCUUCCCCCAGCUCUUCCUAGCCUUCAUCCUCCAGAUCCAGUAUGUCUUGGAGCUGGGUCUGGCGGGGGAGUGGGAACUGGAGGCCGAGGAGCCCACCGUGCCCUCUGCCCUCAGCCCCUGGAGGACGGCCCUAGAGGCCCUGAAGGGGCUUCUAUCUAGCAUGGGGUGUUGGCGGAGCUUCACGUCCAUGGAGCUGCAGGGCGGCUGGCAAUUCUUCUCAUCCCUGGAGAUCUUCCAGGAGGGUGUGGCCCUGCUGGCCAGGACCCUGGUCCAGAGCAGGUGCCUGAUGGUGGCUGAUCUCCUGCAUAUGGUGACCAGUUCCCUGCAGGGGAAGGGUACACAGGGCCGGAAUGUGGCUAUGGGACUGCUGGCCGAGCUGAUCUGGAUCCCCUCCCUGGAGGCUAUCCUGGACCUCAAGAUCCUGCACCUCAUCCUCCAGGCUGGCCUGGAAGACCCCGACCCCGUGGUACGGGUCAUCAGCCUGCAGACUCUCACCAGCCUGCCCCUCAACCCCGACAAGAAGCCACUCUUCCUGGCUCAGCUCCCGCCCAUCCUGAAGGGCUUCUACCAGGAGGACGAGGUGGGGGUCCUAGCGGCCAUGGACAUGGCGACCCUCACCACCCGCAGUCUGGGCUCACAGGGACUCGGCCACCUCAGUGAGGACAUUGUCCUCAUGCUGGGCCCAUUCUUUGACGACGAGAGACCCCGAGUGCGGGCUGCAGCUCUAGAGCUGCUAGGAGCUGUGGCCGAUGGCUGGGUGUGGGAGGAGGAGGCCAUCUUGCAGCAGGAGCUAAUCCGCUGCCUCCUCCCGGUCCUGGUCCACAUCAAGGAUGAGGACCCUGCCGUGCAGAGAAAAGCCAGAUAUUCAUUCUUCCGGCUUGCCCAGAGCUUGGAGUGGAAAUACAUGCACCUCGUGGGAUGGAAACUGAUUGGAAAGGAGAAAGAGCGUACGACAUAUACCCCCAUCUGGUGGGCCAUGAUGGAGAGCUUUGAAGGGUGUUGCCCGAUUUUCCUCUCCCAGGCUCUGGGCUACACCAGCAGCCCCCAGCCGGAGGUGCGAUGGGCAGCCGUGUUGUUCCUUGGAUACACCAUCGCCAUAAACCUGGGCAAGCCAUGGCUCUCCCAAGAGGAGCUGGACUUUCUCUCCCAGAAAUUUCAAACUUUACAGAAUGACCCAUUGGCCAAGAUCCGUAGAUUUGUCAGCUCCUACCACUUCAACAGAAAGGAUAACAAUGAACAGGGCCAGAACUGAGAGCUCCCCACCUGAGGCUGAUGAGGAUGAAGCUGCAUCACGAAGGCCCAGUUCCCAGGCCUGGAACAGCAGGGGCUGCUGGAGGCUGUGCCUUCAGGGUGGAGGCCCGGAAGAGCGGAGAGUUUGUGCUGACACCAAGCAGCCGGGUGCUGGGAAUGGCAAGGAGGCUCAGGAGGCCCGCCUCCUCUCCGAAAACCCCCAUUCCCUUUGCUAGCCACCUCCCGGGAACAAAGAACGGAUUAUGGGUAAACUCUAAACCUAGGGCUCUGAGGCAGUGGGUACUGCAUUGAGUGGGAAUAAAAACUCUACAGCUUC
This is a messenger RNA of Ornithorhynchus anatinus (platypus), 2839 nucleotides long. Its product is annotated as maestro heat-like repeat family member 5. Bases 266 to 2524 code for a protein of 752 amino acids. The record is from RefSeq and is a predicted model, not a curated record. NCBI's taxonomy places the organism in Eukaryota, Metazoa, Chordata, Mammalia, Monotremata, Ornithorhynchidae. Gene Ontology annotation, cellular component: cytoplasm. The transcript is spliced from 15 exons.